GCAGCCACCAAAAAGCGGGAGAUGCCUACCAGAGGGGGUGGCGGGAGAAAGGAAGCGGUCAAGAGGAAACAGGAGGUGGGGCCCGGGAAAAGGCCCAGGGCAACGGAAGCCCCGGUCCCCUUCCCUCCGGAACUCCUGCCACCUCUGGAGAGCGAAUCCAAGAUCCCGUCGCUCCCAUCCGGGUGCAUCCUGGCUGAGAGGGCCAUCGCCUGCCCCGGAAACAAGCUGUCGGCCAUCCCGGAACUGGCAGAUCCUGCCCUCCACACACUCUACCUAGCAGACAACGACAUCACCACCAUCUCCUCCACCGAUUUUGCCCGCCUCCCGAACAUCCAGUGGCUGGACCUGAGCCGUAACAAUGUGGGGGAUGAGGGAAUGGACUCCGAGGCAUUUCGGAACCUCACCCGCCUCCGAAGGUUGAAUCUGGACGGCAACAGGCUUGGCAAGGUCCCCUGGCUGCCCCCUUCGCUCGAGGAGCUAAAGCUCAAUGACAACAGGCUGACUGCCAUCGACCGCAACAGCUUCAGAGGUCUGUCUCGUCUCCUGACGCUGGAUCUGGAGGGCAAUGGACUAGACGACGGAAAUCUGAACCCCGCCUCCUUCCGGCCACUCCGGAAGCUGGUCUACCUGCGCCUGGGUCGGAACCGUUUCCGGGCACUUCCCUCCGGGCUUCCCUCCUCCCUGCGGGAGCUCUAUCUGGAGAACAACCGGAUCGAGGAGAUCCCGGGAGGAUUGCUAAACAAAACCAUCAACCUCACCAUCCUCAUUCUCCGGAAUAACAGUCUUCAGGAAAACCGGAUCUCUCCUCAGGCCUGGUUUCACCUGCGGAACCUGGAGACUCUGGACCUGUCCCACAAUCGGAUGGUGCACGUCCCGUCGUUUCUCCCCACCGGCCUGAAGCAGCUGCUUCUCCACCACAACCAGAUCGAGCGGAUUCCGGGCUACGUGUUUGCACACCUCAGGCCGGGUCUGGAGUUCCUCCACCUGUCCUAUAACAACCUGCGUAACGAUGGCAUCCACGCUAUCUCCUUCCUGGGCCUCUACAACUCACUGCAGGAACUGCUGCUCGACCACAACCAGCUCCGGGCCAUCCCGCGAGGGAUCCUCAAACUCCGCGUCCUCCAGGCGCUGAGGCUGAGUGACAACCACAUCAGACACGUGUCAAUGGACUCCAUCUGUGACACGCGGAUUGCCGAGGACUCCAGCCUGGUGUCUGUCCACCUGGAGAACAACCUGAUUGACCGGAGACUCAUUCCGCCCACCGCCCUGUCCUGCAUCCGCUCCUACCAGAGUGUUGUUCUGCGGCCACAGAGGUUUGAGGACUAGACCGGACCCCCUCCGAGCCCGGAACAGAGCCUGCACUCCUCCCCAAACCCGAAAUACUCACCUUUCCUCCCCAAACCUGAAAUACUCACCUUUCCUCCCCAAACCCGAAAUACUCACCUUUCCUCCCCAAACCCGAAAUACUCACCUUUCCUCUCCAAACCCGAAAUACUCACCUUUCCUCCCCAAACUCUGAAAUAUGCAUCCCAAAGCACGCACCCACCCCAAACCCCGAAACACACACCCCAUCUCAAGACCCAAACACGACACUCCACCCUGAAGCCCAAAACAUGGUCCUCACAGUGAACCCCAAAAUAGGCUUCACCUGAAUAUCCGAAAUGCACAUCACAUCCCAACCCUGAAAUACAAACUCAGUAUACUGUCCCCACUCUCUCCAAACCCCAAUAUACAGACCCCACACUCUGCAAACCCCAAUAUACAGACCCCACACUCUGCAAACCCCAAUAUACAGACCCCAACUCUGCAAACCCCAAUACAGUCCUGACUCUCUGAACCCCAAUGUACAGACCCAACUCUCCUAACCUCAAUAUACAGUUCUGAACUUUCUGAACCCCAAUAUACAGUCCUGAACUCUCUGAACCCAAUAUACAGUCCUGAUCUCUCUGAACCCCAAUAUACAGACCUCACCACUCCAAACCCCAAUAUACAGUCCGGACCUCUCUGAAUCCCAAUAUACAGACCCCAGCACUCCAUACCACAAUAUACUGUCCUGACCUCUCUGAAACCCAAUAUACAAACCCCACACUCUCCAAACCCCAAUAUACAGAACCCCACUCUCCAAACCCUAAUAUACACACCCCCAUACUCUCCAAACCCCAAUAUACAGUCCUGACCUCUCUGAAUCCCAAUAUAGAGACCCCACCCCUCAACCUGCCGACCCAUUCUCUUCGAGCAGCAAGAUACAACGAUUGUGGCAACACACACACAAAAUGCUGGAGGAACUCAGCAGGCCAGGGAGCAUCUGUGGGAAAGAGUAAACAGUCGACGUUUUGGGCCGAGACACUUCAUCAGGACUGGAAAAAAAGUGAGAAGUCAGAGGAAGAGGGUGGGGGAGGGAGGAAGAACUACAAGGUAGUAGGUGACAAGUGAGGGGGACGGGUGAAGAGGUGGGAAGUUGAUUAGUGGAAGAGAUACAGGGAUGGAGGGUGGAAUCUGAUAGGAGAGGGUAGAGGGCCAUGGAAAAAUGGGAAGGGGGGAGCACCAGAGGGAGGCGAUGGGCAGGUAAGGAGAUAAGGUGAGAGACGGAAUGGGAAUGGAGAGUGGUGAAGUUGGCGGGGGGCAUCACCAGAAGCUCAUGGCAUCAGGUUGGAGGCUACCCAGAUGGAAUAUAAGGUGCUGUUUCUCCAACCUGAGUGUGGCCUCAUCACGACAGUAGGAUUGACAAAUCGGAAUGGGAAUGGGAGCCGGAAUUGAAAUGGGUGGGCACUGGGAGAUCCUGCUUCUUCAGGCAGGUAGGACUGUAGGUGCACGUCGAAGCGGUCUCCCGAUCUACAUCAGGUCUCACCGAUAUACAGGAGGUCACACCGGGAGCACUGGACACGGCAGAUGACCCCAACGGACUCACAGGUGAAGAGUCGCCUCACCUGGGUGGACUGUUUGGGGCUCUGGAUGGUAGUGAGGGGGGAGGUGUAGGGGCAGCUGUAGCACUUGUUCUUCUUGCAAGGGUAAGUGCCAGGAGGGAGAUCAGUGGGGAGGGAUGAAUGGACAAGGGAGUUGUUUAGGGAGCGAUCCCUGCGGAAAGCAGAAAGUGGGGAAAGGGAAAGAUGUGCUUGGUGGUGGGAUCCCGCUGGAGGUGGCGGAAGUUACAGAGCAUUAUGUGCUGGACACGGAGGCGGUGGGGAAGGAGGUGAGGAUAAGAGGAUCCCUAUCUCUGGUGGGGUGGCAGGGGGAUGGGGUGAGGGCAGACGUGGGCGAAAUGGAAGAGAUGUGGGUGAGGGCAGCGUUGAUGGUGGAGGAAGGGAAGCCCCUUUCUUCGAAGAAGAAAGACCUCUCAUUAGUUCUUGAAUGAAAAGCUUCAUCCUGAGAGCAAAUGUGACAGAGGUGGAGGAACUGGGAGAAGGGGUUGGUGCUUUCACAAGGAUUGUGUUUGAGAUUGGUGGUGCGUUAGUGCUAGAAAGACCGCAGAGGAGACUCACCGGAAUUUUAGCAGGACUGGAGGGAGGGAGCAUCUGGACAGGCUGGGACAGUUUUCCCUGGAGUGUCGGAGUCGGAGGGGUGACCUGCCAAAGUUAGGGAACGUGUAGAUACAGGCAAAAUCCACAUACAGGGUACGGAAACACAUAUUUGAAAAAUUAAAUGACCACCACACUAAUAGGAUAUAAAAUUCACUGUUAUGAGGUUUAUAUACGAAAAAUAAACUCAACCGUGAAAAAGUAGUCACUUUUAUUGUGCAAAAUUAGGUAUGUGGUAUUUAGAGGGGUCCCGGAGAGUAUGUCAGUAUUUACAGGGGGUCCUGGGAAGUGUGUCGAUAUUUACAGGGGUCCCCGGGGAGUGUGUCGGUAUUUACAGGGGUCCCGGGGAAUGUGUCAGUAUUUACAGGGGUCCUGGGGAGUGAGUUGGUAUUUACAGGGGGUCCCGGGGAGUGUGUCAGUAUUUACAGGGGGUCCCGGGGAGUGUGUCAGUAUUUACAGGGGAUCCCGGGGAGUGUGUCUGUAUUUACAGGGGAUCCCGGGGAGUGUGUCUAUAUUUACAGGAGGGUCCCGGGGAGUGUGUCUGUAUUUACAGGAGGGUCCCAGAGAGUGUGUCUGUAUUUGCAGGGGGUCCUGGGGAGUGAGUUGGUAUUUACAGGGGGUCCCGGGGAGUGUGUCGGUAUCUAUUGGGGGUCCUGGGGAGUGUGUCGAUAUCUAUAGGGGGUCCUGGGGAGUGUGCCGGUAUUUACUGGGGGUCCUGGGGAGUGUGUCAGUAUUUACAUGGGUCCCAGGGAGUCCGUCAGUAUUUAUGGGGUGUUCCCGGGGUGUGUGUUAGUAUUUACAGAGGGUCCCAUGGUCCUGAGGUUUGAAACCUUGAAGUUCCUGGGAACAAACUUCACUAUCUGCCUGAUGAGCUGUGUCCAAAUCUCUCUGAAGUUUCUUGUGGUCUCUGGACCUCUCCUUUGGCCCCGAAUCACUAACAACCUUUGACUGAAAGGGUUAACGUAUGAGGAGGGUUUGAUGGCUCUGGGCUGCUACUUGCUGGAUUUAGAAGAAUGAGGGGGGCGUCUCAUGGAAACCUAUCGAAUAUUGAAAGGCUUAGACAGAGUGGGCACAGAAAGGGAGAAUGGGAGAGUCCCGGACCAGAGGGCUCAGCCUCAGAAUACAAGGAUGUCCCUUUAGAACAGAGAUGAGAAACAUAGAAACAUAGAAACAUAGAAAAUAGGUGCAGGAGUAGGCCAUUCGGCCCUUCGAGCCUGCACCGCCAUUUAUUAUGAUCAUGGCUGAUCAUCCAACUCAGAACCCAGCCUUCCCUCCAUACCCCCUGACCCCUGUAGCCACAAGGGCCAUAUCUAACUCCCUCUUAAACAUAGCCAAUGAACUGGCCUCAACAGUUUGCUGUGGCAGAGAAUUCCACAGAUUCACCACUCUCUCUGUGAAGAAGUUUUUCCUAAUCUCGGUCCUAAAAGGCUUCCCCUCUAUCCUCAAACUGUGACCCCUCGUUCUGGACCUCCCCAACAUCGGGAACAAUCUUCCCGCAUCUAGCCUGUCCAAUCCCUUUAGGAUCUUAUACGUUUCAAUCAGAUCCCCCCUCAAUCUUCUAAAUUCCAAUGAGUACAAGCCCAGUUCAUCCAGUCUUUCUUCAUAUGAAAGACCUGCCAUCCCAGGAAUCAAUCUGGUGAACCUUCUUUGUACUCCCUCUAUGGCAAAGAUGUCUUUCCUCAGAUUAGGUGACCAAAACUGCACACAAUACUCCAGGUGUGGUCUCACCAAGGCCUUGUACAACUGCAGUAGUACCUCCCUGCUCCUGUACUCGAAUCCUCUCGCUAUAAA
Mobula hypostoma (lesser devil ray) is the source of this 5306-nucleotide messenger RNA. RefSeq names its product extracellular matrix protein 2-like. Gene Ontology annotation, biological process: positive regulation of cell-substrate adhesion; extracellular matrix organization. The record is from RefSeq and is a predicted model, not a curated record. NCBI's taxonomy places the organism in Eukaryota, Metazoa, Chordata, Chondrichthyes, Myliobatiformes, Myliobatidae. Gene Ontology annotation, cellular component: extracellular matrix. Gene Ontology annotation, molecular function: protein binding; heparin binding; collagen V binding. Bases 22 to 1326 code for a protein of 434 amino acids. The transcript has 7 exons.